Messenger RNA from Magnolia sinica, 1131 nucleotides. RefSeq names its product cytokinin riboside 5'-monophosphate phosphoribohydrolase LOG1. The record is from RefSeq and is a predicted model, not a curated record. The transcript is spliced from 7 exons. NCBI's taxonomy places the organism in Eukaryota, Viridiplantae, Streptophyta, Magnoliopsida, Magnoliales, Magnoliaceae. Gene Ontology annotation, cellular component: cytosol; nucleus. Gene Ontology annotation, biological process: cytokinin biosynthetic process. Gene Ontology annotation, molecular function: hydrolase activity, hydrolyzing N-glycosyl compounds. Bases 97 to 702 code for a protein of 201 amino acids.
UGUUCUGCUGGGACACUUCUUGUAUUCAAGAGAAAGGAAGCUUCUGAGAGAAAGAGAGGGAAUUCGAAGGUAGAGAGAGAGAGAGAGAGAGAGAGAAUGGAGAGGGAGAAAGAACUGAGGCAAUCAAAAUUCAAGAGGAUUUGUGUAUUCUGUGGGAGUAGUCAGGGAAAGAAAAGAAGCUACCAAGAUGCUGCAAUAGAGCUUGGAAAGGAGCUGGUUGCUAGGAACAUUGAUCUGGUUUAUGGAGGAGGGAGUGUCGGUUUGAUGGGUUUGGUUUCUCAAGCAGUUUAUGAUGGUGGUCGCCAUGUCAUUGGAGUCAUUCCCAAGACGCUCAUGCCUCGAGAGAUAACUGGUGAGACAGUAGGAGAAGUGAAGGCAGUAGCAGAUAUGCACGAAAGGAAGGCAGAGAUGGCUAGACAAUCUGAUGCCUUUAUUGCAUUACCUGGUGGUUAUGGGACUCUUGAAGAGCUACUUGAAGUGAUAACUUGGUCUCAACUAGGCAUACAUGACAAGCCGGUGGGAUUAUUGAAUGUGGAUGGAUACUACAAUUCCUUGUUGUCUUUCAUUGACAAAGCUGUAGAGGAAGGGUUCAUUAGCCCAAAUGCCCGGCAUAUCAUUGUCUCCGCCCCAACCGCAAAGGAAUUAGUGAAGAAAUUAGAGGGGGAGAGAAAAAUCGAGAGGUUAAGGGAAAGGUUGGGGUAGAUGCAGAGAGAGAAAGAGAAGACUUUCUACAGCGGACAACCCAUGCCCACGUUGUGGCCUACUCGAACUUUAGAUUUGCCGCAUUUUUGGAAUUGCACCUAACAUGAACCAACUCAACAAAUGUACGGUAUGGAUGUAAUUAGAUAGGCACAUUGGUGGUCCCUUUGGAUCCUUUGGAGCACAAUCCCCUUAUAUUGUGCUUUGGUGUGGCUGCAUAUGAAGAGAAAAAGGGGAGCAGGCUACUUUCAUGCUUGAAUGGAAAAGACAAAUAUAUCCGUCAAUUGAAGCAAGAAAUGUACCUAUAAACUACUAGUUAGUGCCCUUCCCCUACUAAUUGUGGGGGUAAAAAUAUCCAUGACUUCUCCUAACUUGGCAAGAUUUGAUUGGGUCACUUAAAAACACGACAAUUUUAAAACUUCAUCAUGAAAU